Ochotona curzoniae (black-lipped pika) is the source of this 11466-nucleotide messenger RNA. It is a transcript of the gene CCDC88A, whose product is annotated as coiled-coil domain containing 88A. Gene Ontology annotation, molecular function: dynein light intermediate chain binding; microtubule binding. Gene Ontology annotation, cellular component: cytoplasm; centrosome. The transcript has 32 exons. Lineage: Eukaryota; Metazoa; Chordata; Mammalia; Lagomorpha; Ochotonidae. The coding region runs from base 800 to 6418 and encodes 1872 amino acids. The record is from RefSeq and is a predicted model, not a curated record. Gene Ontology annotation, biological process: cytoplasmic microtubule organization; cytoskeleton-dependent intracellular transport.
ACUCCGGCUCCUCCAGAGAGGGCGGAGGAGGAGGUUGGAGCUCGACGGUGAUUUUGUGCCAGGGCUUCCCGGAGGCGCGCUGAAAAGGCUGGCGGGGCUCGAGCAGCCGGAGGUUUAGAGACGCACAUUCAAGCCCCCAUCCCCCGGGGAGGGGAAGGGGGCUGGAGGCGAGGCGUGAGGGCGGCGGAGGAAAGGUGUCUGCUCUGGGGGAAGGGGCGAGCCCUGCCUGUCGGCGGCGAGGGGCUGCGGACCGGGGAGGAGGCUUCGCGGGUCGGAGCGGCUCCAUGCCCACCGGUGGGUGGAACGUGGAGAGCGAAACGCUGAGGUCGAGCCUGGCGGCCCCUCGGAGCCCUUUCCGUGGUCUCUAACGCCGUGUUUCAUUUAGCCCACAUUGGGGUUAAUUCAUUGAGGGGCAGUUCCGCUCGCCUGGCUCCUCCAGGCGCUGGGCAACCUUGACGGGCUUUUUGUCUUGCUGCUCCAGCCCCCUUUUCCCUUUCCUCCUCCUCCAGAUGCCUUUUCUCUGCCCCUCCUUGCCCGGUACCGACAUUUCCAGCGCAGGCUGCUGCUCGUGGGGGCUGUUGAAGCCGCUUCUCCGGAUUUCGGCUCGUUUCCCUCUGGGGUGUCUUUUGAGGAGGGAGACCCUGCCCCCUCUCUCCGAUGGGGUUUUCCUGCCUUGCCAAAAUGGACUUUAAUUGAUUUUUACUUACUUCUGUUUGAACGUUUUGAGACCUAUUCCCUAGACAUAUUUUUUUUUUGUGGUAGUUCCUUUUUUCCCCCCCCCCAAACGAGAAUCUGUAAAAUGGAGAACGAAAUCUUUACUCCCCUUUUGGAGCAGUUCAUGACCAGUCCCUUGGUCACUUGGGUGAAGACGUUCGGACCCCUGGCCGCAGGAACCGGGACCAGCCUGGAGGAGUAUGUGGCUUUGGUGGAUGGGGUGUUCCUGAACCAGGUCAUGCUCCAAAUAAAUCCUAAAUUGGAGAGUCAAAGAGUAAAUAAAAAAGUCAACAAUGAUGCCUCACUUAGAAUUCAUAAUCUGUCUAUUUUGGUGAGACAGAUAAAAUUUUAUUAUCAGGAGACUUUGCAGCAGUUGAUCAUGAUGUCAUUGCCAAAUGUGUUAAUCAUUGGCAAAAAUCCUUUUUCUGAGCAAGGCACAGAAGAAGUUAAAAAGCUACUUUUACUUUUACUAGGUUGUGCAGUUCAGUGUCAGAAAAAAGAAGAAUUUAUUGAAAGGAUUCAAGGUUUAGAUUUUGAUACAAAAGCAGCAGUUGCCGCACAUAUUCAAGAGGUAACUCAUAAUCAGGAAAAUGUAUUUGAUCUGCAAUGGAUGGAAGUAACCGAUAUGUCACAGGAGGACAUAGAACCCCUCUUGAAAAAUAUGGCAUUGCAUCUAAAAAGACUUAUAGAUGAGAGAGAUGAGCAUUCCGAGACUAUUGUAGAGCUCUCUGAAGAACGAGAUGGUCUUCAUUCACUACCCCAUGCGUCCUCAUCUGCACAGUCCCCCUGUGGUUCUCCAGGCAUGAAGCGAACAGAAAGUCGACAGCAUCUGUCAGUGGAGCUGGCAGAUGCGAAGGCCAAGAUAAGAAGGCUUAGACAGGAGCUGGAGGAAAAGACUGAACAAUUGUUGGACUGUAAACAAGAACUUGAGCAAAUGGAAAUAGAACUAAAAAGGCUACAGCAAGAGAACAUGAAUUUGCUUUCGGAUGCUCGUUCUGCAAGAAUGUACCGAGAUGAAUUAGAUGCACUUCGAGAGAAGGCUAUCAGAGUUGAUAAACUUGAAAGUGAAGUCACCAGAUAUAAAGAAAGGCUACAUGACAUUGAAUUUUACAAGGCAAGAGUUGAGGAAUUAAAAGAAGACAAUCAAGUUUUAUUAGAAACAAAAACCAUGUUGGAAGACCAACUAGAAGGAACUCGAGCUCGUUCUGAUAAAUUACAUGAAUUAGAAAAAGAGAAUUUACAACUGAAGGCCAAAUUGCAUGAUAUGGAAAUGGAACGUGAUAUGGAUAGAAAAAAGAUUGAAGAAUUAAUGGAAGAAAAUAUGACUUUGGAAAUGGCACAGAAACAAAGUAUGGACGAAUCAUUACAUCUUGGCUGGGAGCUGGAACAGAUAUCCAGAACCAGUGAACUCUCUGAAGCACCACAGAAAUCCUUGGGCCAUGAAGUGAAUGAGUUGACAUCAAGUAGGUUAUUGAAGUUGGAGAUGGAAAAUCAGAGCUUGACAAAAACUGUUGAAGAGCUUCGUAGUAGCAUGGAUUCAGUAGAAGGCAACACUUCCAAAAUACUGAAAAUGGAAAAAGAAAAUCAGAGGCUGAGUAAAAAGGUCGAAAUGCUUGAAAAUGAGAUCAUUCAAGAAAAGCAAAGUCUUCAAAAUUGCCAAAAUUUAAGCAAAGAUCUAAUGAAGGAGAAAGCACAGCUUGAAAAAACAAUUGAAACACUUAGAGAAAAUUCAGAAAGACAGAUUAAAAUAUUGGAACAGGAAAAUGAACAUCUGAAUCAAACAGUGUCUUCCUUAAGGCAGCGUUCACAGAUUAGUGCUGAAGCAAGAGUGAAAGACAUUGAAAAAGAAAAUAAAAUUCUCCAUGAAUCUAUCAAGGAAACAAGUAGCAAGUUGAGUAAGAUUGAAUUUGAAAAAAGGCAAAUCAGAAAAGAAUUGGAACAUUAUAAAGAAAAAGGAGAACGAGCAGAGGAACUUGAAAAUGAGUUGCAUCGUCUUGAAAAAGAAAAUGAAUUGUUACAGAAAAAGAUAACUAACUUGAAAAUUACUUGUGAAAAAACUGAGGCCUUAGAACAUGAAAAUUCAGAGCUAGAAAAAGAAAACAGAAAACUGAAGAAAACUUUGGAUAGCUUUAAAAACCUAACUUUUCAGUUAGAAUCCCUUGAAAAGGAGAAUUCCCAACUUGAUGAGGAAAACUUAGAGCUGCGAAGGAAUGUGGAGUCUUUGAAGUGUGCCAGCAUGAAAAUGGCUCAGCUGCAACUGGAAAACAAAGAACUGGAAAGUGAAAAAGAGCAACUGAAGAAAGGUUUGGAACUCAUGAAAGCUUCUUGCAAAAAAACAGAACGCUUAGAAGUUAGCUACCAGGGUUUAGAUACAGAAAAUCAAAGACUUCAGAAAGCUCUAGAGAACAGCAAUAAAAAAAUCCAACAGUUAGAAAGUGAACUACAAGACCUAGAGAUGGAAAAUCAAACAUUGCAAAAAAACCUAGAAGAAUUAAAAAUAUCUAGCAAAAGACUAGAACAGCUAGAAAAAGAAAAUAAAUCACUGGAGCAAGAGACUUCUCAGCUGGAAAAGGAUAAGAAGCAUUUGGAGAAGGAAAAUAAGAGACUCCGACAGCAAGCAGAAAUAAAAGACACUACAUUAGAAGAAAACAAUGUGAAGAUUGGAAAUUUAGAAAAAGAAAAUAAAUCUCUAUUCAAAGAGAUUAGUGUCUAUAAAGAAUCUUGUGUUCGUCUGAAAGAGUUAGAGAAAGAAAAUAAGGAACUUGUGAAGAGAGCAACUAUUGAUGUAAAAACAUUGGUUACCUUACGAGAGGAUUUGGUGAGUGAAAAAUUGAAGACUCAACAAAUGAACAAUGAUCUUGAAAAGUUAACUCAUGAACUUGAAAAGAUAGGAUUAAAUAAAGAACGACUCUUACAUGAUGAGCAAAGUUCUGAUGACAGUAGGUACAAACUUUUGGAAUCAAAAUUAGAAUCUACUCUUAAGAAGUCCCUUGAAAUAAAAGAAGAAAAAAUUGCUGCUUUAGAAGCUCGAUUAGAAGAAUCCACAAAUUAUAACCAGCAGUUGCGCCAAGAACUUAAAACAGUGAAGAAAAAUUAUGAAGCUCUCAGACAGAGGCAAGAUGAGGAGCGGAUGGUACAGAGCUCUCCUCCAUUGGCUGGCGAAGAUAAUAAAUGGGAACGAGAAAGUCAGGAGACCACCAGGGAACUUCUCAAAGUAAAAGACAGGUUAAUUGAAGUAGAAAGAAAUAAUGCUACACUCCAAGCAGAGAAGCAAGCAUUGAAAACUCAACUGAAGCAACUUGAAACACAGAACAAUAAUUUGCAGGCUCAGAUUCUUGCUCUGCAGAGGCAGACAAUAUCAUUACAAGAGCAGAAUACCACUCUUCAAACACAGAAUGCCAAGCUUCAGGUUGAAAAUUCUACACUCAAUUCCCAAAGUACUUCACUUAUGAAUCAGAAUGCACAACUCCUAAUCCAACAGUCUUCUUUAGAAAAUGAGAAUGAAUCUGUAAUCAAAGAACGAGAAGACCUCAAAUCUCUCUAUGAUUCUCUGGUCAAAGAUCAUGAAAAGCUGGAACUUCUUCAUGAACGGCAGGCCUCAGAGUAUGAGUCUCUCAUCUCGAGACAUGGAACCCUAAAGUCUGCCCAUAAAAAUCUUGAGGUGGAGCAUAAAGAUCUUGAAGACCGUUACAACCAGUUACUAAAACAGAAAGGACAGUUGGAAGAUUUGGAAAAAAUGCUCAAAGUAGAACAAGAAAAAAUGCUGCUUGAAAGUAAAAAUCAUGAGACGGUAGCUGCUGAAUACAGGAAACUUUGUGGUGAAAAUGAUAGGUUGAAUCAUACAUAUAACCAGCUUUUAAAGGAGACUGAGGUGUUACAAACUGAUCAUAAAAACUUGAAAAGUCUUCUUAAUAAUUCUAAACUGGAGCAAACAAGAUUGGAAGCUGAAUUUUCAAAACUAAAGGAACAAUACCAACAGCUGGAUAUCACAUCCACAAAGCUGAAUAACCAAUGUGAGUUGCUAAGUCAGCUUAAAGGAAAUUUAGAAGAAGAAAACCGACAUCUGCUGGAUCAAAUUCAGACAUUAAUGCUACAGAACAGAACACUGCUGGAGCAAAAUAUGGAAAGCAAGGAUCUUUUUCAUGUAGAACAAAGACAGUACAUAGAUAAGUUAAAUGAAUUAAGGCGGCAAAAGGAAAAAUUAGAAGAGAAAAUUAUGGAUCAGUACAAGUUUUAUGACCCAUCUCCUCCGAGGAGGAGAGGCAACUGGAUUACUCUAAAAAUGAGAAAAUUGAUAAAGUCUAAGAAAGAUAUUAACCGGGACCGUCAGAAAUCUCUGACUUUAACACCUACUCGCUCAGACUCCAGUGAAGGAUUUCUUCAACUCCCUCAUCAAGAUAGUCAGGAUAGCUCUUCAGUAGGAUCAAACUCUCUAGAAGAUGGCCAGACCCUGGGGACCAAGAAAAGCAGCAUGGUUGCACUGAAAAGACUGCCCUUUUUGAGGAACAGACCGAAGGAUAAAGACAAAAUGAAGGCCUGCUACCGUCGUUCCAUGUCCAUGAAUGACCUGGUGCAGUCCAUGGUCCUUGCAGGACAGUGGACAGGUAGUUCUGAGAAUUUGGAGGUUCCUGAUGAUAUUUCAACGGGUAAAAGGAGGAAAGAAUUGGGAGCUAUGGCCUUCUCUACUACAGCCAUCAACUUUUCAGCUGUCAACUCUGCUGCAGGCUUCAGAUCCAAGCAGUUGGUUAAUAACAAAGAUACCACAUCCUUUGAAGACAUAAGUCCACAAGGUAUUAGUGAUGAUUCUAGUACGGGAUCAAGAGUUCAUGCUUCAAGACCAGCCAGCCUUGAUAGUGGCAGAACAUCCACUAGCAAUAGCAAUAAUAACGCUUCACUACAUGAAGUCAAAGCAGGUGCCGUUAAUAACCAAAGCAGGCCACAAAGCCACAGCAGUGGAGAGUUUAGCCUGCUUCAUGAUCAUGAGACUUGGUCCAGCAGUGGUAGCAGUCCAAUCCAGUACUUGAAAAGACAAACCAGAUCAAGUCCAGUGCUCCAACACAAAAUGCCUGAAACAGCAGAAGGACGAGCGUAUCACAAGAUCAAAGCUGGUUCCCCUGGAAGUGAAGUGGUUACUCUACAGCAGUUUUUGGAAGAAAGCAACAAGCUUACCUCAAUACAGAUAAAGUCCUCAAGUCAAGAGAAUCUUUUAGAUGAAGUAAUGAAAAGUUUAUCUGUCUCUUCUGACUUUUUGGGAAAAGACAAGCCAGUUAGCUGUGGCUUGGCCAGGUCAGUAAGUGGAAAGGCCCCGGGAGACUUCUUUGACAGACGGACAACUAAACCCGAGUUUUUGAGACCUGUUGCUCGAAAGACUGAAGAUAGCUGCUUCAUUAGUUCUGCAGGAAAGCCUACACCAGGCACUCAAGGGAAAAAAAAAUUAGUAAAAGAAACUUCUAUGUCACGACAAUCAAAAGAUAAUAAUCCUUAUGCCACUUUACCUCGUGCAAGCAGUGUGAUCUCUACUGCUGAAGGAACUACACGAAGGACGAGCAUCCAUGAUUUUUUGACCAAGGACAGUAGAUUGCCUGUGUCAGUUGAUGCACCAUCAUCCACUGCUGAUAUCAACAGCACUGCAGCACAUAAUGUGGACAAAGUACAAGAAAGCAGAAAUUCAAAAAGCAGGUCUAGGGAGCAACAAAGCUCCUAAUUCUAUUACCCACUACAUGACAUGUGGGCCAAGUGGUGAGUUUACUGCUUAAAAUGCAAAUGAGAUCAGUCUCAUUUAUAUAAACUAACCAAAUAAAGUAUGAGAACAAGUGCAUCUUGCAUUAACAGAUGUGAAUAUCGCUUGCUUCACUGGUUGAAUUUCUUACUAGUGAAAACAUGGUUACAUGGUUGCCACAGGUUUUUUCCUGUUAGUACAGGGGGAAAAAACAUUUUAAAUAUCUUUCUCUCCUCCCCCCCAGUUUAAAAAAAUUUUUUACUAAUGAUUAAUAUUUUAGGAAUUACUUUUUUUGUGUGGUGUAUUGCUCCCCACAAUUAUCUUGAGAACUGUUGAAAAUAAACUAAGAGUCACUCAAAGAAAAAUUCUGAUUUUCUGUCACUCUCUCAUUCCUAUAGAAAUACUUGAUGCAUGCUGUUCUUAUAGUGGCUGCUCUGUAUUUUAUAUCUAUCUUCAGUCUUACAUUUUCUUUCUUCUUUCUGCCUUCCAACUAAAUACAGAGAGAAAAGUGUCCUUCAGUUUCUCAGUGUGAAGCCUUUAAUUCUGAAGUAACAAGACACCUAGCAACUAUAGAAUCAUUUUAUUAAAAAAAUCUUUGAGACUUAAUUCUUCGUGAAUAGAUCAGGCAAGAAAUACAAACCUUCAUUCCUUCCUUGAAUCAAGGAGCACUACUGGAUUCAACUGCCAGAAUUCUUAGAAGGUUUUAGGACUUUAUUAUACAUUGUUCUAUUAAGAUCUACUGAAUAAAGGACAUUCUCUCGCUAAGGACCAUGUGUUUUAAAUGUUUCAAGAAGUACUCCAAGAACAAUCUGCUUCUUUCAUCAUUUGUUUAUCAAUUAUCCAUGUUUGCUUAAUGCUUCCGCUAAAGAUUAGCCAAAAUUUAGCCAUUUAUAUUUAGUUGUGUAAAUCUAAAUUAAAUGCUGUAGUAUUUUGUGGAAUGUACUAUAUAUCAAGAUACAGAGAAAAUUGUUUGGCAUGUCAGAGCCUUAUUUGGUUAACAGACUGCAUGUGUUGCUAGUUUCUUUUUAAGCCAGUUAUUUUGAUGCACAGAUUAUAAGGUAAAUCUGGGAAAUCAAUGAGAUAGGAGUUAUACAAACUUACAGAUAUUAAUCUUUCCAUAUUCCCCAUCAAACAACACUAAGCAUUCAUACAUGAGCCUAAGGUAAAGUGUUUUCUGAAACUUUUUUUAGUAAGAUUAUUUUUCAGCAAAUAACAUUCCCAAGAUAAAGCUGUUAUGUUUUAACCCAUUUAUGUAUUUGAUUUUUUUUUACUUGAGAGCUGACUGUUGCUUAAGAAGUUUUCUUAUGGCAAAAAUAAUGUAAAUAAUUUACUAUAAUCUGAAUUUUGCCAGGAACUCAUUUACUAUUAAGGUUAUCAUAAAAAUUUUGUUUUUGUCUUAUAAUAAUAUUAAAGUUGAUAACUGCUAUUGGUACUUUUGAAAUAUUUGUAUGCAUUUAUUACCUUAAACAUUUGGAAGAAGCACAAGAAAGUAGAAACAUCAAUUUUUUAGUAUUUUCAAUUUUAUAUCACAGUUUUAUUUUCUUAUGAAAGGCAAAAAAUGCACUGAUACUUAUUAAUGCAACUUCAUUAUUUAACAUGAAUAAUCUUUAAGGCCUAAAAUGAGGAAAUACUAACUUUUCUAAAUUUUAACAUUGCACUUCUUAGGCUCUCAUUACCAGCUCCAGAGAAGUUUUUGGAUUAAUUCCAUUUUUCGUUAUAUGUUAUUUAUAAGUGGUGAGUUUCAUCACUAACCUGGUAGCCAUCAGAAAAAGUCAGGCUUGCUGUGUGUGUGUGCGUCUGUGUGUGUGUCUGUCUCUCUCCCUCUCUCUAGGCCAGGAGCAGUGUUACUGUUUUCAUGUUGAUCUUUGGAAAGGCCAUCAAUAAAAAAAAUAGAAAGCAGCAUGAUCAGUUGACCACAAGUUGAAAUGGAAGUUAGAGAACUUGAAUUUAACUCAGUGCCAUGAGUAACAAGUUUUGCCACCAAGUAAUGCUGUAAAGUUAAAUCACCUUAAAACUGUUAGAUGAAAGGUGCUAUAUAAUUGUAAAUACAAAGGAUUCUUGCUAUACUACAAAUAUUGGAUAACAGAAAUAUUAAAAAUCUGUUCUCUAAACUUUGAAAUAUCUUUUACAUCAUGGCUCCCUGAUUCUCAAGUAUCAAAUCGGCAGUGAGUAUCAAUGGCAAUCUAGAGAAACUUGCAUGUAAAAACUGUAAAUUCAUUUUAAGGUAGAUAAAUUGAAAAUAAAUGUAGAAAUUAUGUUUUAACUAAGUACAGUUAUGUGGUAAGUUAGAUUUAUAUUAACUAGCAUCUAAUUUGCACAACUAGGACGUGUCCCAGGCUAAUUCCUGAAAGUUGAAAUGUAAUGAGGUGGUCCAUUGAGGGUGAAUGCUUUCUGUCACAGCUUGAGCUGUCUGUCCAGGACACGAUAAGAGAACCUGUUAAGUAGCAUGUUACAGCUUCAAUUAGAAAAUGAUUAAUGAUAGCCUGUGAAGUAUUAACUCCACAUAGAAUUAUUUGAAUCCAAGAAGAGACAAGUCAGGACUGCAAGAGUACUGAUUCUCUCGAUCCUCUUUUUCAAGAUAGAAUUAGAUAACAACCAUGUGAAUAUUUUACUUUAAGAUAAUUUCAUAAGCAAGCUUUGUCAGAGCCACUUUUCCUUUAUGUGUUUGUACCAAACAAUUAUAGUGAAACCAGCUGGAAACAUGCCACUUUCCUUACAUACUUUUAAUAUCUGAAUUCUAAACAUCAAGGAAACUCAAGAAUUAGAUACGCAAGGUAAUUGUUCAGUCCAUGUCUCUGUUAGUGCGCCUAACUAUCUGGCCAUUUGGAAAUGGAUUGGUAUAACUGUUUGAAUUGAUGGUUACCAAAGAGUUCUCAAAACAGGUUCAUAUGUAGCACCUUUCAUGAAAGGCACAGUAACGGCCUAUUUAAAAACCACUGUGUACAUCUUGGAAUUACAACCACCCCACAGUGAAGCACUACAGCCUGCACUGCAUCAAAUCUACAACUGCAGUGGGGAGUAAUGUUUGCUCACCUUUGUAUUUUAAAUUGCCUUUUAUGAAAAAGUGGUGAAUUGUUGCUUUUUCUUUCAGCUAUAUUUAGUUCUGAGAUGUAUUUUUUUUUAAGUCUUGAAUGAAUAAUACAAAAGGAGCCCCUUUUAUAGUAUAACCGUUGCUAUACAUAUUGAGAUAUCUGGACAAUGAAAAUGCCUUAACAGGAAUGCUUAUGGAUAAUGUUGCACUUCUAAUACCCUUUAACAAAACCUAAUUUUAAAUAUUAUUUUUGUGUUCUGCUAAGGGUUCUCUUUUCUCAUUGUUUUACUGUUGUACUUACAGCUGUUAGUAAAUAUUAGAUCAAUUAUCUAAACUGUAACAUUUCCUUUAAGAUUAAUGCAAAUGAGGGUUUUGGAGUUGAAUGGCAAAGUCUUUCUUACUUAGCAAUACCUAAUACCAGCCAUAGGAGUCUUUAACAUCUGACAAGAGACAACGUUGGUUGGUUGAUUUCUUCCUAAAACAUUGUCUUUCCAUUUUAGUUUUUACUUUGUUUCUCAAAAAAUUAUGUUGGAUUAACAUCCAUUUAUCAUACUGAUAUAAAAAGAAAUAAAACAAAUAAGUGAUUUUUAUAUCAAGUGGUUAGUAAUCAUUUAAAAAUCACAAUGUGCUCUUAGCCAAGUGUUAUUCCUUCAUUCCUUUCCCAUUGCUCUGGAGAAUUAUUUUCAAAUACAACCUAUAAUGUUGCUCAGAUUAAUUUAUUCGGAUCACUUUGAAGUGAAUGUUAAAUUUUCGAGGUAGAGAAUCUGAUACUCCCAAAGGCAUUAUUCACUCGGCUGUUCUGAGUGUUCUACAGCGACCCCUAGUGGAGGCCUGAAAUCACAGACAGUACUGAACCCAGGGCCCACUGUCUUUUCCUGUACAUACAUAUCUAUGUUGAAGUAUAAAAUAUCAAUUAGGCACAGAAGAUUAAUAGCAGCUAAUAAAAAUUAACAAGUAUAAGUUCUAUAAUGUGAUCUCAAAAUAUCCUGCUGUACAGUACUCACCCUUCUGGUGACAAGGAGAGACAGUGCACACAUGAUGGGAGGAAGAGGUAAAUUGCUGACACAGCAUUAUGCCACUGUAGUGAUUGGAACAGAGGCAUUACCAAAGGAUAGCUCAUUUAAUAAGCAGGAUGGUUGAGUGGUUAACAGGUGGUGUAUGCAACAGAUCUGAACAUGGAUGAUUUACCUUCUAAGAGGGAAAGAGUAGGCUGGUAUGAGAUUUCAUCACUAUUCAGUACAAACUUUUUCAGUUGUUUAUUUCUGGCAUUUCUCACUUAUUUUCAGAAUGAGCUUAUUCUGGGUAACUUAAAUGACAGAAGGUAAAAACCACAGAUUAGAGAGAACUGGUAAAAUAGACUGUUCACAUGAAGACUGAGGAGGUAACUGGUAAUACAUCUUUGAGAAAAAUCAUUCCAGAUAUCUUUAUACCAAUAGUUAGACCAGAGAUGCAAAGUCCUGAUUUCUGUAACUGUAAUCCUGUAUUUUAUUAGCAAAGCCAUCUAGAAUUGCCUUAUACAACAGAGUAGCUAAAACUGAACAUGGAAUCUUAGGAUAAAGUAUUAGCUGUAUUACUCCAGUAUGGCAAUUAUUUUUUUUACCAACUAGGAAAAGAGGAUUCUUCUCCAUUAAUACUUCAUAUGACUGUACUAAAGUAAAAUGAGAAUUUUCAACACCUCUAAAGGACUCUUCAGCUUCUGUCAGAUUUUCAAUUAAUGAAGAUUUUGUUUGAAUUGGAGUAAGGUGGAAAAAUGUCCUAUUUCACUAGUUUCUUAAUUAUCACCUUUUUGAAGACUCCACAUUACUGUUUCAGAUACCAUAAUUGAAAGGGACUGAGUGCAGUCAGUCAUACCAGAAACAGGAUAAUAAACUAGCCUAGAGAGAAGAAAGUUGUACGCGUGAGUUCACGUUUCUAACUUCUGAACAAAGACUGUUCAUUUUAAUGGCAUAAUAAUGUAUAUCUGCUAGUGAGUUUCAAAAUGUAAUUUUAAUAGUAUGAUUGU